UUAAAAAGAACGUUGGUCUCAGUCCAAACAAUCUGAAUCAUUCAAUUCAACUUGAACUGUAUGCAAUGUUUUUGAGCUGAUGCAGGGAGAAAAUUGUGUUUGCAUGUGUCAAGGCAUGACGCUGCACUCGUGCAGUGUGCUGUGCUGCUGCAUUGGUGCGGCGAUAGACAAAUUUGACUUGAUGCUCCAGCACUGCAAGCAUCCGGCUCUGAGGUGAUGGACGCAAUCUGACUAAUUGCCUUUACGAAAUGUCAUCUUUAACUGAAGAACAAAAGCUGAGGAUUGAGGAAAACCGGCGAAAAGCAUUAUUGAGACGUGCUGAGAGAAGUCAGACACAGCCUUCCCAUGCCUCUACUGGGAAUGCCGAACUUACCAAAGUAGCAAACCAUAAACCAACAAUCGUUCCGCUGAAACGGAAAUAUGACGGGACAUUUAAUUCCAAACAAGGGAGCUCCUCGCCUCACUUCCAGAGCACAAAUCGCGCAUCGGGUUCGAGAACCAACACGGUGCCGAUCAACAAGGAGUCCUUUUACGGGACGAAAAAACAGGUGGUGGCUGGCAGCUGCCAUUUGAUUUCUGCUGAUCGUUUCAUGGUGGAAGUGGGCUACAACCAAGACAUGAUAGCCAUGUUCCAGAAAGUGCCGGACCGGCGCUAUCAUCCAGACGAGCGUCAUUGGUCCUUCCCUGUCUCUCGCCACGAUCAGCUGAUGGCUGCUCUGAAGCCGCUCCACCCAGGUGUUGCAGUGGCACCGCUGCCUGCUCACGUGCUGCGCUGUCUCCGUCAGCCCGCUCCAGACGCAGGCAAGGUCGACCUCUCCACCCUGGACGCGACAUUGCUCGAGGCACUGAUGCCCUUCCAGCGGGAAGGAAUCAAAAUGGGGGUGGCUCGAGACGGACGGGUGCUCCUCGCUGACGACAUGGGUCUCGGCAAGACAAUACAGGCUAUCGGCAUCGCUAGUCAUUUCCACGACUGGCCCCUGCUCGUUGUUUGUCCGUCAUCCAUGCGGUACCAGUGGCGCAAUGAGUUUCUGCGUUUCCUUCCGUCACAGCAUCCCUCGACCAUCAUGGUAAUGGACUCUUCGAAGGACUUCACCGCUGAAGCGCGCGUGCUCAUCGUCUCGUACGAUUUGCUGUCUCGCUGUUCCAAACAGCUGCGUGAUGUGGGAUUCCGCUCAGUCAUCAUGGACGAGUCCCAUAACCUGAAGAACCCGAAGGCGGCGCGCACCCGGGCGGCGCUGCCGCUGCUGCGCGCCGCUCGCCGCGCGCUCCUCCUCAGCGGCACGCCGGCGCUCUCCCGGCCGGUGGAGCUUUACACGCAAAUUAGUGCCAUCGACAGGAAAUUCAUGCCGGUGUUCAACGACUUUGGGCUCCGCUACUGCGACGGGAAGCGCAACGCCUGGGGAUGGGACUUCUCGGGCUCGUCGCGCAUGACCGAGCUGCAGAUCCUGCUGGAGCGGCGCAUCAUGAUCCGCCGCCUGAAGCGAGAUGUGAUAACCCAGCUGCCGUCGAAGCAGCGCCACCUGGUGCUGCUGGACCCUGGCCAGGUGCACUGCCGCACCAAGAAGAUGAACGCCAUGGAGACUCGCAUGGCCAAAGCGUCACUGAAGGCUGCGGAGCGACGUGGCGCUCUGCUAGAGUACUUCCGAGAAACUGCCACUGCCAAGCUACCGGCGGUCUGUUCGUACUUGGAGGAUCUGCUCGACUCGGGCGCCAAGUUCAUCUGCUUCGCACACCACCGGGUCGUCAUGGACGCCGUGUGCGAGCUCCUGGAGCGACGCAAGGACCAGCACAUCCGGAUCGACGGCUCCACGCAGGCCGCCCAGCGGAAACGCGAGUGUGACCGAUUCCAGAGCAGCUCGUCCGUUCGUGUGGCCGUGCUGUCCAUCACGGCGGCCAACACUGGCCUGACGCUCACCGCCGCGAGCCUGGUGGUGUUCGCCGAGCUGUUCUGGAACCCAGGCGUGCUCACCCAGGCGGAGGAUCGGGCCCACCGCAUCGGACAGCAGGACAGUGUCCAGAUCCGGUACCUGGUGGCCCGCGGCACGGCCGACGACCACAUCUGGCCGCUGGUGCAGCGCAAGCUGGACGUGCUGAACCGGGCCGGACUGAGCAAGGACGACUUCACCGAGGCGGACGAGGACCGGCAGCGCACCUCCGACGGACAGCCGCUCAUCACCGAUCUGUUCCAACAGCUGGCGAGUGAGGACGGCGAGCGGCCAGACGCCGACGGCGAAUCGACAGAGUCGGGCAAGGAGCGCGCUCCAAGCGUGAGUGAGACGGGGCUGUCACACUCACAGCGGAGUGACGGAAGCGCGACGGACGACGCGGUCGCGGCGGCUGUUUCCGAACAGUGGGUAACUGAGCUGUGCGAUGCUGACUGGGAUGAGUGGAUGGGGGACGAUAGCGGGGAUGUUCCCGACGCAGAAGGACCAACCAGCAAAGAAAGCCAGUGAACGUAACGCCCACGAGUAACUCGUAAUGAUCUCUCUGACGCGUCAUUGAAUCGGCUUUGAUGCCAGCGUGAUAUUCAUGUGAUAAAAGACACGAGUAUGUGAUAUGAACAGUCGAGGAACACUAGGUUCUGUUGUUUGUGGCUUGCCGCGAGCUUUUUGAACGGUGAGGCUAUCGCUCACAAGUAUAGUGAACACGCUUGAGCUCAUUUUUAGUGAUUUGCGAAUAAAUGUAACGUGUUCUUCAUGCUACGGAUCCUUGGAGAUUGCCCCUGAAUAGGCGACGAUUCGUGAUGCAUGUGUGUUUGUUUCACGGCCUCAAGCACUGAGAGUUAGGAUGGAUGUAAGCUGUCGCAAAAUUACGUGCCAAAAGACCGCAUGGGAGUGGGACACAAGGUGUGUUGUUAUUGGACUGGAGGAUGGAAAUUACGUAGUAGGGGGCAGGCUCUUGUUUCGUCAUGUGUAGCUUGAAUACAUAUGUUGCACAAUAAA
Amphibalanus amphitrite is the source of this 2942-nucleotide messenger RNA. Its product is annotated as SWI/SNF-related matrix-associated actin-dependent regulator of chromatin subfamily A-like protein 1. Lineage: Eukaryota; Metazoa; Arthropoda; Thecostraca; Balanomorpha; Balanidae. Gene Ontology annotation, molecular function: ATP-dependent chromatin remodeler activity; ATP binding. The transcript is spliced from 3 exons. Gene Ontology annotation, biological process: replication fork processing; DNA repair. The record is from RefSeq and is a predicted model, not a curated record. The coding region runs from base 249 to 2453 and encodes 734 amino acids. Gene Ontology annotation, cellular component: nuclear replication fork.